AUGCCGACCUACCGACCAGCAAUCGCCUCUCUCUCCCUCGGCCGAGCGUACGCCGGCCACAGUCUCGAAGCCAAGCUCUCGGCCGCCGGACGCGCGGGCUUCCAAGGAGUCGAAUGCUUCUACGAAGACUUGGAAUGGCACGCUAGAUCCCACGUUGGCGGCGACAACGACGCCAUCUCUGACGAAAACCUCUUGGACGCGGCGCGGGAUUUCCGCGCGUUGGCAGACGCCAACGACCUCGAGGUCAUUGUGUUGCAGCCGUUCAUGCACUACGAAGGAUUGCUGGAUCUGGAGGAACGGGGAAGAAGGCUGCAGAAGUUGGGGCUGUGGCUGAGGCUGGUAAAAGUGCUCGGUGCGAAUAUCAUUCAGGUGCCGAGCAAUUUUCUUGCUGAAGGGGUGACCGGGGAUAGAUUACGCAUAGUCGAGGACUUGCGCAUCCUAGCCGAUCUCGGUGGCAAAGAGCAUCCGCCAGUGAGGUUCGCAUAUGAAGGGCUGUGUUGGGGCCGGUUCGUGGAUACCUGGCGAGGUGCUUGGGAGGUCGUUAAAGAUGUGGAUCGCGACAACUUUGGGUUGUGCCUGGAUGCAUUUCAUCUUGCGGGUAGGGAGUGGGCGGAUCCUGAAACCGCAGACGGGGUCGUGUCUGAUGAUGGAGGCGCCGGAGACAGAUUUCGACAGAGCAUGGCAGAGAUGGCGACGACAUUGGACAGGAGAAAGGUGUUCUAUGUGCAGUUUGCCGAUGCGCGGAAACCGCAAAAGCCUAUUGUUCCAGGGAGUAGCGAGUGGGUGGACGGGCAGCCGGCGAGGAUGACAUGGUCACGGCGGAUGAGGGUGUUUGUGGGCGAGGAAGAGGGCUACUUACCCAUCGACCCGAUUCUAAGGGCUGUGUUUGACCCAGCACCUGAGGGUCUGGGCUACACUGGGUGGGUCAGUAUGGAAGUCUUUAAUCAGUCCUUGGAGGAGACAGAUGCCCAAAUUGUUCCUCUGCAUGCGGAGCGAGCUCAGAAAUCAUGGAUGACUAUGAAGCAACGGUAUAGCCUAGAAUAG
This is a messenger RNA of Cyphellophora europaea CBS 101466, 1044 nucleotides long. RefSeq lists its product as uncharacterized. The transcript has a single exon. The coding region runs from base 1 to 1044 and encodes 347 amino acids. The record is from RefSeq and is a predicted model, not a curated record. Lineage: Eukaryota; Fungi; Ascomycota; Eurotiomycetes; Chaetothyriales; Cyphellophoraceae.